CGGACAAACUAUCCAACGCUGUCGAUCCUCCCCCCCCUUCGUCACCUGAGUCCAGGCCUCGGGGACAACGGCUGGAAAGAGUCAGCCCCUUGCCAACUUAGGCCAACUUGGGGGAAUUCCCCAUAUAAUCAUUCCCCGCCCCCGCAUCGCGUGUUGGGAAGAUGGAGUUUCUCAUCUUGGAUGCAACCGGCAUAUUUAAACGUCGAUUAAGUCAACACCCUAUUGGCCAUUGCCACUCUCCUAAAGUAGCUUGACCAUCCACUCGCAACUUGGGGGAUUCUAAGCCUUCUGUAGCGAAGGGACUCUCUGCCCUGUCUUUACACGUCUCGGGAAAUUCUUUUGCGUUUGGAUCAUCAAGAUGGCAACUAAUGGCUACACCAAUGGCGCAACAGAGCGGCCUAGGACGGGUGUGAAAGUAAUAGUGGUUGGUGCCGGAUUCGGUGGCCUAGGAGCAGCGAUAGAAUGCCACCGUCAAGGACACGAUGUCGAGAUAUAUGAGGCGUUCCCAGAACUUAAAUCCCUGGGUGAUAUUAUCUCGUUCGGGCCAAAUGCAGGAAGAAUCUUCUACCGCUGGUCGAAUGGCGAGGUUGCCCGACGAAUGCGGCCCCUGAGCAUCGACUUGAGAAAAUACGGCUUCAACAUCCACAAGUACGAUACUGGCGAAAUAGUUAUUAACCAAAAAACGCCGGAAUACGCAGUAGAUGCCCCAAAUUUCAAUGGACACCGAGGAGAGUUGCACGAAGUAGUUUUCAACUACGCAAAAGACGACCUAGCCAUACCGAUCCAUCUGGGAAAUAAGAUUGAGCAGUACUUCGAGGACGAGAAAGAAGCAGGCAUCGUGCUAGAAAGUGGUGAAAAGAAGAUUGCCGCCGAUGUGGUCAUCGCGGCAGAUGGAGUACGCUCCAAGGCCCGGAAAGUUGUCCUGGGAUACGAAGAUAAACCAAAGAGCAGCGGAUACGCUGUUUGGAGGGCAUGGUUCCCAAAUAAGGACAUGCUUGCUGAUCCAGAGACUGUACAAUUCUGCAACAAUGGCGAUACUUUCAACGGAUGGAUAGGGCCGGAUAUGCACUUCUUAUUUAGCACCAUCAAGAAUGGCUCUGACUGUAGCUGGGUCCUGACGCAUCCCGAUGAGCACGACAUCGACGAGUCGUGGAGUUUCCCGGGCAAGCUCUCGGAAGUAAAAGAAGCAAUAAAAGAUUGGGAUCCGCUAUGCACUCGAAUCGUCUCCAAAACGCCCGAAGAAAUGCUUGUUGACUGGAAAUUAGUCUACAGAGAUCCAUUACCAACUUGGGUCAGCCCCUCAGGGAGGAUUGUUCUACUUGGUGACUCGGCACAUCCAUUCCUCCCUACAAGCGCGCAGGGCGCUACUCAAGCACUCGAGGACGGAGUAGUCAUCGCUGUAUGCUUGCGUCGCGGCGGAAAGGAAAACGUUCCUGUCUCUGUCAGAGCACACGAGAAGAUUAGGUACGAUCGCGUGUGUAAGACCCAGAAGACCGGCGAAAGCACACGAGAUAUGUGGCAUAAGACCGAUUGGGAAAAGGUCAAGAAGAACCCCGAGAUCAUUCAGUUCCCUCGGCAGAGUUGGAUCUUCGAUUUUGACGCGGAGAAAAACGCCGAGGAAUCAUAUGACGAUGUCGUAAAGGAACUUCUCAAGGCAUAGACUAUUUCUCUUUUUGCCUGCUAGAUCGCAUCUGCCUCAAUGACGUUUAUCUGCAGGAUGAUUUUGGAAUAAAGAAAUCAUGUACAUUGCCAAUUCCGAUAGAUAAGAUGUUAAUUAGACGUG
This is a messenger RNA of Annulohypoxylon truncatum, 1783 nucleotides long. Its product is annotated as FAD/NAD(P)-binding domain-containing protein. The record is from RefSeq and is a predicted model, not a curated record. Lineage: Eukaryota; Fungi; Ascomycota; Sordariomycetes; Xylariales; Hypoxylaceae. The transcript is spliced from 4 exons. The coding region runs from base 359 to 1660 and encodes 433 amino acids. Gene Ontology annotation, biological process: secondary metabolite biosynthetic process. Gene Ontology annotation, molecular function: FAD binding; monooxygenase activity.